Messenger RNA from Lepidothrix coronata (blue-crowned manakin), 1496 nucleotides. RefSeq names its product claudin-4-like. The record is from RefSeq and is a predicted model, not a curated record. The coding region runs from base 849 to 1496 and encodes 215 amino acids. Gene Ontology annotation, cellular component: bicellular tight junction; plasma membrane. Gene Ontology annotation, molecular function: structural molecule activity. The transcript has 2 exons. Gene Ontology annotation, biological process: cell adhesion; bicellular tight junction assembly. NCBI's taxonomy places the organism in Eukaryota, Metazoa, Chordata, Aves, Passeriformes, Pipridae.
CAGCCCCCGACCCUGCAAUCAGCCCCACGCGCCGCGUCCUCACACUUUGUCAUCCCAAAUUGCCAAAGUACAGGCUCUGUCCAGUGUUGUGUCUGCCUGGGGCAGCCACUGACACCUGACUCAGGGUGGGGGAAGGGGCAAAUCACCGGGGUUUCAGGGUUCCGGUCACCUCUGGCAGGACACAUUCUUGUGGUGAGGAAACUGGAUCAAUAGUGUUUACCAAAGAGCUCAACAGAGCCAGUGUGCUUGUGGGGCACACCCAUCACUCCUGCUGCAUCCCCCUUCCUGUACCCCGCAGCUGGGGAGGGAUGGGGAGUAUCCAAGUGCCCCGGGAUGAGGACAAAGCGGGGUGGCCACGUUUGUGGUCACACAACGGUGACAUGGUGACAGGUUUGCCCGCUGCGGACGCAGAGACGCCGAAUGAAGGUCAGACCCCAAAGAUCAUGGGAGCAUCACCAGAUUGGUGGCUCACACUGCAGGAAGGACACCUGGGGGGGCAAGAAGGAUGGGGGACGGGGGGGCACCCAGUGCAGCAUCCCCUUCCUGCCAUGCACCCAGAACCCAUCAUCCCGGGAGUGAGCAAGAGGUGACGGCAGCAACAGCCCCGGGUGCCUCGGGGCCGCGUCCCACUCACGUGCGCGGCAGCCGGCGCAGGAUUUGGGGUGUUUCCCCUCCUCUGCGGUCGGGAGUGCCGCGCGUUCCCCCCCCGGGCGAGCGGGGCCGGGGCGGUAAGUGCUGCCUCGGCCGCUUAUAUUUCAGGCGCGGGACUGUUGGCUCCGUGCUGACCAGGGCACACAGGCAACCCAUUGUUGGAACCCCUCCGACGCGGCGGCGAGCAGGUACUGACCAUGGAAAUGAUGUCGAUGCAGACGAGUGGGCUGGUGACAGCCAUCGUGGGCUUUGUAGCCACUAUCCUCAUCUGUGCCCUGCCCAUGUGGAGGGUGACAACCUGCCUCGGCUCCAACAACGUAGGGACCCAGUCGUACACGGACGGGCUGUGGGUGACCUGUGUCAACGAUGGCACGGGGCAGUCGCAGUGCAGGUAUUACAGCUCCCAGCUGGAGAUCAGCCCCGACUUGCUAAUUGCCCGUCCCCUGGUGGUCACCGCCCUCAUCACGACCUUCGCCGCCAUCAUCAUCUUCGUCAUGCGUGGAGCCUUCUCCGGCUGCAUGGGCGGCAACCGUGGCAACAGGGGCGCGAUCAUCGCUUUGACAGGCUCCCUGUUCUUCACGUCCGCCAUUCUGAUCCUCGUCAGCGUCUCCUUUACUGCCAGCAACAUCAUCAACAACUCCUACACCCCCACGGGGCCCGAGGCCGUCAGUAGAGAGCUGGGGGCUGCCAUCUACAUCGGCUUCAUCGCCUUUGCCCUCUUGCUCGCCAGUGGGAUUGUCCUGAGCCGCUUGGGAAUCCAAUACCCACAGGAUUCCUAUACCAAGAAUUACAAAGGGGUGAAGACCUGCGAUUCAACAGGCUACCCCAUGAAGGACUACGUGUGA